AUGGAUGGGCAUUUGCAGUCAGACCCGGUACACAUACUUUCCUCCCAGGAAAUACCAUCCUCUCCCCCAUCCAUCGUAUCGGAGGCUGGGGCUCGACGAAAACCCAGGAGACCACCUCCAGUCACACCACGCUCGUUCAAGAAAUUUUUCACACCUCGAUCGUCUCUUCACUCGGCCAACAAGGGUAUACAGACAAGUCGACAUGUUUUGAGAGAACUCAGCUCUACGUCCUUGAACAGACGGGGCCCGGCCUUCACUAAAGCUGCAACGUCCCAAGCUGCUGGCCACGGCAUUCUCAAAAGUCCGUUUACAGAAACAACAAAAACACCUAGUAGGAAACGAAAACUGUCCUUUUCCUCGACGGGAUCUCCUCCGCAGUCGUCGCCAUUGAGAAAGGUACGACUUACCACAACUCUCUAUAAUGAACGCCACACCAAUGAAAUUGUGGACGAGAUUGGUCCACCCAUCUCACCCUUGAAGGCCCUUUCGCCUCCAAAGUCUCUCCAGAAGCAGCUGUUUCCCGCGAAGCCUCCAGCCGGCCCUUUGCGUCGAUCAAAAGCUCUUGCUUCGACGGGAGAACUAUGUUUGCGAAGCGUAUCUGGCCGUAUGAAUCGGUUAACAAUGCGCUCAAACUAUGGGUAUGGUUGGCAAGAUCAAGCUUCCAACUUUUACUCCCGGCCUGAAGACCAACAUCAGAGCGUUAAUAUAACUGGCGACCGUCUUGCACUUCCUGUCUGUAUAGCACCCUGCAAAACAAACUCUCUCGUAGCGAUCGGUGAUGAAGAAGGCGGUAUCCGCCUGCUCGACUCCGCAAAAGAUGUCAAAAACGGCUUUUCAAAUGCUCAUUUGUCGUUUCGUGCGCACGGAAACUCUAUUCUGAACCUUGAGUUUUCUUCGGACGAUCUUCUCCUUGCAACUGCUGCCGGUGAUCAAACGACCCUUAUAAUAGACAUACAAACUCAGAAACCUAUUCAUUGUUUGUCUAACCACACCGCCUCCGUCAAGCAUGUCCAAUUCCAACCCGGCUCUAACAACAGGAUGGUUGCCACUUGCAGUCGUGACGGUACCGUCAAUAUAUGGGACUUGAGAUGCCGAGGUUAUGAAAUGCCCUCGUUACAAGUUCGCUGCUCUCUUGCAUCCGACCCAGAUGAUGAACCGUCGGCUCCUUUACCGAAAAUAAAUUAUCCUCAACCCGUGAGGACAGUUCAGGAUGCUCAUACAUUUAUGCCCAAGGCUUUGAAAUUGACAGGGGACAAGCCAGAGACUCAGUUUUCUCAGGAUAAUGUCACUGUGACAUCUCUCUCAUUUCUACCUGCUGGCCGUGAAAAUUUAUUCGUUACAGCAUCGUCAACCAAUGCUUGCGUUAGACUAUGGGAUAUGCGUACAUCUUAUAAUAUUCGCAAAGGACAUCCAGUCCCACUAUCCACGACUCGUGAGCCUGAUUGCCACGUCAGUCAUAGAUCUUGGGGUGUGACAUCCAUGGCUUUAAAUGGCGAUGGGUCUAGAUUAUACACUCUUUGCCGAGAUGCUUAUGUCUAUGCCUAUUCUACCUCACAUCUGAUUCUCGGUGGAUCUCCGGACAUGAACAUGAACAAUACUCGACCUCGCCGAACUGGUGGUCCUAAUAAAGAAGGUCUUGGGCCUCUUUACCGCUUCGGUGAUCCCGGACUGCAGGUCUCAUCUUUUUAUGUUAAAACAGCACUGCGGCCAGCGAAAGAUGACCGAGGAGAAAUGCUCGCAGUGGGAAAUAGCGAAAGUUCGGCAGUUUUGUUCCCUACUGACGAGCGGUUUUUGGAGCCGACCAACUUGGCGGACCAACCCGAACUUCCUCCAAACACUCAAGCUCCAUUGGGAAGACCUGGGCUGCGACGCACCAAUUCCGAAGUUGGGCUUUCUGGACGGCCAGAGAGUGCAAUCCCCACCUAUCGAACUGGAACUCGACUUGUCGAGGGACACCAGAAAGAAGUUUCGGCCGUGUCCUGGGCUCAUGGUGGCGAACUAGUCACGGUCAGUGAUGACUUUAGCGCAAGAUGCUGGCGCGAAGGACCAGAUGCUCGCGACCUUCGAACCGGAGGCGAAGCAGACGGACGACGCUGGCGCUGUGGCUGGGCUGAUACUAAAGACUCUUAUGAUGACGAGGAAGAAUAA
This is a messenger RNA of Talaromyces rugulosus, 2148 nucleotides long. RefSeq lists its product as uncharacterized. Lineage: Eukaryota; Fungi; Ascomycota; Eurotiomycetes; Eurotiales; Trichocomaceae. The record is from RefSeq and is a predicted model, not a curated record. Gene Ontology annotation, biological process: proteasome-mediated ubiquitin-dependent protein catabolic process. The transcript is spliced from 3 exons. Gene Ontology annotation, molecular function: protein binding; protein-macromolecule adaptor activity. Gene Ontology annotation, cellular component: nucleus. Bases 1 to 2148 code for a protein of 715 amino acids.